Messenger RNA from Phalacrocorax carbo (great cormorant), 1488 nucleotides. NCBI's taxonomy places the organism in Eukaryota, Metazoa, Chordata, Aves, Suliformes, Phalacrocoracidae. The record is from RefSeq and is a predicted model, not a curated record.
AUGGUGGCACCUCUGUCUCCUUGUUGGUCUGUUCCUAUUGAAGGAGCUCCAAAACAGAGUAAGCUGAUCGAAGACAGAGCUGCUGUAGCCCUUUUUCCCUCCCGCUACACAGAGCAUGUUUUGGAUCACUACCAGUGUUCACCUGGAUCUGUGAAAUGCAACAGGUCCAUAUCUUCCCAGCAACUUUCUGUACCUUAUUGCAGCUGGGGCUCAGCUCAGACUCCUGUGAGUGCCUCUAGUUUGGAAAAUAGUUCCAACUCUUACAACAUUGAAGCUUUUGGAAAGACAAGCUGGAAAAAAAUUUUUCAGUAAGAUUCUUGGUUAGAAAAAAGGUUGUAAAAGUUACCUGAAAGACCCCUUCUAACAUUCAGCCCUACAUUCCCUGAAAAGGCUGUCAAAUGUUAUAAGGCUUGCGUCUACCUAUCUCCACAGUACUCUAUGGAGCAAGAAGAGAGAAUGUGUGUAGCUGAGUUGUUGUCUGGGAUUGACUCUGUGAGUAGGGCUUUGGAGAAUGAGAAAAAGGAGAACUCAUCUCUCAGCAGAUCCUUGGAUUUACCCUGUGCUUCUCCUUGACUACAUGGUGUUCCUGGGUUUCAGAUCACACACAAAGGCAAAGUAUACCAGGACUGGAGAGGUGUGAUUGCACCCAAUCCUGUAAAGGAUUACAGCCAAGUGAGGCAAAAAAGCAUGAAGGGCCAGGAGAAAAAAGAGAAAGCUCUAAAUGUGGCCGAUGAAAAAUCCUCAGCUAUGUCUUGUGAUGAAUGCCUUGACCUUCAAACUCAGAAGAGUGAAAAAAAUGUAACUCAUCUAGAAGUUUUUGAAGCUUCUUGUGAUCGUAGAAAGCGUCCUAGCAGUAGAGAAGUACUUAAAGCCAUCACUUGCCUUGAAAGAUAUAGGAGAAGGUGGCGAACACAGGCCAUCAAGAAAAUAAAGAUUAAGUCUACAAGUCAUGGACCAUCUCUACCAGCAGUUAUAAGGUACUACUGUGAAAUGAUAGCCCGUGGUGGUCUGGAUCUCUCUACACCACUUCGGUGUUUUGAAUCAGAGGAAUGGAUAGACAAGAAAAAAUUUUAUGAAACAAUGUUUUCCAAGAUGGAGUUUGACAAAAUGAUGGACAGAAAUGUUUUGCCUAAAUUUUUGUGAGACUGUGGGUACUCUACUGCUAGGGGAAUACAGUGUAUCUUCUAGCUGGUCUGUCCAGGUUCCACUGCUGCUGUAAGAAGCAUCAAAAAACAUCUAGCAAUUGAAAUGGCUUUCACAUUAUAUCCUUCUCUUCAUGCAAAAGUGAAGAACCUAAUUACAGUGCCACUAUAAUGGGUGGACCCUCUCAUGGAUGGAAAAGAUGGAUCCGAGAAAUCGCCAUUUUCCCAUCGAAAGUCAAAGAAAGCUGAUUUUCAAGUGUCAGCUGCAUUAGCAACUUUUUCAAUGGGUAGUGGGAAAGAAAAUCACCUCUCUGAUCAGGAUUUCUGGUGCCGCUGCAUGAAAUGA